CGGCUUGAUGACGUAAUUCCGCCCAUGUGACGAGCUACAAUGGCAGCCCCCACGCGUAUAUUUAAAGUGUAAAGACACAGACUGUACCCAGAUAGUUAUUGUUUAGCUUUUCGGGUCUGCAGAUAUGAGGUAUUUGCUCCGAGUGGGGCAUUCGUUUGCCCGUCUUCAUGUCCGUUUAUGUCACCACAGUGUUUACAGUAGUCAUGCUAAUCCACGAAGUGUGGGAGUGGACCUUGAUGAGAAGAAACUUCAGAUCUCUUCAGGGAGGUUUGCUAGAUUUGCUGAUGGAGCUGCUGUAGUUCAGCUGGGAGACACAUCUGUGAUGGUGACUGCUGUGAGCAAAACCAAACCUUCUUCGUCUCAGUUCAUGCCUCUUGUGGUGGACUACAGACAGAAAGCAGCCGCUGCAGGUCGAAUCCCCACUAACUAUUUGAGGCGUGAGAUGGGCACCACGGACAACGAGAUCCUCACCAGCAGACUCAUAGACAGAUCAAUCAGGCCACUGUUCCCUCCUGGUUACUUUUAUGAUACUCAGAUUCUUUGUAACCUGCUGGCAGUUGAUGGGGUCAAUGAUCCAGAUGUGUUGGCUAUUAAUGCAGCUUCUGCUGCCCUGGCAAUGUCUGAUAUCCCCUGGAAUGGACCCAUAGGUGCUGUGCGAGUGGGUAUGGUAGACGGACAGCUGCUGAUCAACCCCACUCGGGCUGAGAUGAAUUCCAGCACUCUUAACCUGAUUGUGGCUGGAGCUCCCAGCAGUCAAGUUGUGAUGAUUGAGGCAUCAGCUGAGAACGUGCUGCAGCAGGACUUCUGCCAUGCCAUGAAGGUGGGAGUCAAACACACCCAGCAGAUCAUACUGGCCAUACAGCAGCUGGUGCGAGAACUGAAGAUCACCAAGCGCUCCCCGGUCAAGGUCUUCUCAGCUCCGACUGACAUGGUGGAACAUGUUCGGCAAGUAGCUUCUGAGAGGAUUUACGCCAUUUUCACUGAUUACACCCACGAUAAGAUUUCAAGAGAUGAAGCUAUCAACAAAAUUCGACUAGAAACUGAAGAGAACCUUAAAGAAAAAUUCCCUCAGGCUGAGCCCUUUGAAGUCAUUGAAUCCUUCAACUUUGUGAGCAAAGAAAUCUUCCGCAAUUUAGUUCUUAAUGAGUACAAGAGGUGCGAUGGGAGAGACUUGACUGCUUUAAGGAACAUUUCCUGCGAUGUCGACCUCUUUAAACCGCUGCAUGGCUCGGCUCUGUUUCAGAGAGGACAAACGCAGGUGCUGAGCAGCGUCACUUUUGAUUCCCUGGAAUCCAGUGUCAAAGCAGACAUUAUCACCACAGCUUUGAGUGGCAUCAAGGACAAAAACUUCAUGCUUCAUUAUGAAUUCCCUCCGUAUGCAACCAAUGAGAUUGGAAAGCUGGGAGGUCUCAACAGGAGAGAGCUCGGACACGGGGCCCUGGCUGAGAAAGCUCUGAGACCAGUCAUACCUAAAGACUUCCCCUUCACUAUCAGGGUGACUGCCGAGGUGCUCGAGUCAAACGGAUCCUCCUCAAUGGCCUCGGCAUGUGGAGGCAGCCUUGCUCUAAUGGACGCAGGUGUGCCCAUCUCUUCUCCUGUGGCAGGUGUAGCAAUCGGUCUAAUCUCCAAGGCCAACCCUGAGAAACCUGCUGAGAUGCAGGACUACAGAUUACUAACUGAUAUUCUGGGAAUCGAGGACUACCUGGGAGACAUGGACUUCAAAUUAGCAGGAACAAACAAGGGCAUCACCGCUUUACAGGCUGAUGUGAAGAUCCCAGGUUUGCCUCUGAAGGUAGUGAUGGAGGCUGUCCAACAGGCCACCGUGGCAAAGAGGGAAAUCUUGGGCAUUAUGAACAAAUGUAUAGCAAAACCCAGAAGCACGAGGAAGGAGAAUGGACCUGUUGUUGAAAAUAUCCGGGUGCCUGUUUCCAAACGAGCACGCUUCGUCGGUCCAGGGGGAUAUAACCUACGCAGGCUACAAGCUCAAACAGGUGUGACAAUUAAUCAAGUGGACGAGGAGACUUUCUCUGUGUUCGCUCCGACACCGGGAGCCAUGAACGAAGCCCAGGAAUUCAUCAGCGAGAUCUGCAAGGAUGAUCAAGAACAGCAGCUGGAGUUCGGUGCUGUUUACACUGCCACCAUCACCGAGAUCCGGGAUAUUGGUGUGAUGGUGAAACUUUAUCCCAACAUGAGUGCCGUCCUGCUCCACAACUCGCAACUGGACCACAAGCGGAUCAAACAUCCAACUGCCCUGGGUUUAGAGGUGGGACAGCAGAUACAGGUCAAGUACUUUGGACGGGACCCAACAGAUGGCAGAAUGAGGCUUUCACGAAAGGUGCUCCAGUCUCCUGCCGCAACUCUCGUCAAGACGCUGAGUGACAAACAGAGCAUCUCCGUGGGUUCAAACAACAGUCAGACGAAAAGCACCGACUUGUGACACCAACACCAUCAGGAUAACGUCUGGGUUUGAAAGGAACAGAUUCUGCCACAAAGCAAACCAAGAGCAUCAGCACAAACUGAACCAGUGCGGUACAUGAAGAGGUUUACCCUGCUGUCAUGGGUAUGGGUGUAUUAAAACUGCACUGGAGUGAACCACGCCUCAUUAAAUACAGUGUCCUGAUGUUGUUUGUCUGUCCAGUGGAUGGACACGAACUGAGAAGAAAACUUUGUUGAUAAUGAGCAGGAGACGCAUGUUUUCCAAAAAUCUGAAUCUGUUGUAUUUUUAUUCCCCUUUUAUGGUGUCUUGUUUGCAUAUCCGACUCCACUGAGAGCAUCAAGUAGUAAGAGGGUUUUCUUCCAGUUUCCUCCAACACAGUCAUCUUACAGCUUUUACCCAACAGACUAACAAUGGUUUUCUUAUUCACAUGUGUGAUAACACUGCCUCUGUGGAUAUGUUUAAAGAAGGCAAAGUGAGAGCAUAUUUUUUGUAUUAUUUUCCCUAUGUUGUGUUGCUUUUUACAGUUUAAUUGAGUCAAUGUAAAUAAAACAAUCAGUAGUUGUU
This is a messenger RNA of Scatophagus argus, 3001 nucleotides long. RefSeq names its product polyribonucleotide nucleotidyltransferase 1, mitochondrial. The transcript is spliced from 28 exons. Gene Ontology annotation, molecular function: 3'-5'-RNA exonuclease activity; polyribonucleotide nucleotidyltransferase activity; RNA binding. Gene Ontology annotation, biological process: mitochondrial RNA 3'-end processing; mitochondrial mRNA catabolic process. The record is from RefSeq and is a predicted model, not a curated record. Lineage: Eukaryota; Metazoa; Chordata; Actinopteri; Scatophagidae. Gene Ontology annotation, cellular component: cytosol; mitochondrion. Bases 125 to 2437 code for a protein of 770 amino acids.